AUUUUGCCACGCCACGACCAUGAGCCAGUCAUUCUUGACCGUGGAAGACUUGAAGCUGUCGUUCUCGCUCUUUUGCUGCGUGUAUGGUAUUGGAACCCUGAGCAUGCCGGGAAACUACGCCAAGGUCGGGUACGGAUGGGCCACGGCCGCGCUCGUGUUUAUGGCGGCCGUCAACAUUUACGGCACGUUGUGCAUCUCCAAGGUGCUCCUGGUGGCCCCCAAGAGCGUGCGCACGUACAGCGACUUGGGUGAGUUCUGCCUCGGUCCCGUGGGUCGCUGGUUGGUGCUCAUCACGCACAUGUUGACGUGCAUCCUGGUGCCAAUUGCGUUUUUGGUGCUGGGUGGCAUCAUCUGCACCUACAUGUUUCCGAAUUCGUACGAGGGAGAGACAUGGAUCAUCCUCAUGGGCCUGUCGCUGCUGCCCGUGUGUUUGAUCCCGACGCUGAAAGAAGGCGCGUUCGCCGCGGCGGCGGGGGCCAUCGGCACCGUCAUCGCCGACUUCGUCGCGUUGUACCUGUUGGUGGACAACAUGAGCCCCAUCCCAGCGGGCGUGAGCACCCCGUCGCCCGACGUGAACUUCGAUCAAAUCGCGUCGGUGUUUGGUAGUUUGGCGUUGGCGUAUGGCGCGGGGAUUGUCAUUCCGUCACUGCAGCGUGAACACUCGCAGCCCGAGCGCAUGCCCCGUGUGAUCUUCUUCACGUUGGGAAUGAUUUCGGUGCUGUUUAUGGCCGUGGCCAUCUCGGGGGUGUCGGUUGUGGGGUGCCAGAUCCCAGGCAACUUGCUGUUUUCGAUCGCCGGGACCCCGACCGAGCUAGGGUUUACCGCCAACCGCGGGGGCGUGAUCUUGGCCAACUUGUUUAUGCAAUUGCACGUGACGAUUGCGUUUGGCAUCAUCAUCAACCCUGCGUUUUACAUUCUGGAGCGACUGUUGCUGGGGCUGCACCGUCAUUUGGAUGCGAUCCAGGAGAUCGAGGGCGGCGACUUUCAAGCGAACGACACCCCCAACGCCGAAGACAAGACCAUCGAGAACUCGCUCAACAAACAUGACUCGGACGAGCACGACCUCGACUCCAAGACGUACCGCCAGCCAGGUGUGUACCCCAAGGUCGCGGCGCUUCGGACCGUCGUAGUUUCUGGCACCGUGGCCGUCGCGUGUUUGUGGAAGGACCGACUGUUGGUGUUGGUGGAUUUCACGGGCGCGUCGUGUAUCGCUAUGUGCUGUAUGGUUCUGCCCAUGGUGUUUUACCUCAAGCACUUUGGCAAGAAGGUGGGCAAGUUGGAAAUGGUCUGGGCCGUCUUUGCGAUCUCCAUGUCGCUGUUUUUGGGCGGGUACGAAACGUAUCAAAAGGGCAAACCCUUGUUCAACUCCCCCGCGAAAGCCAAGGGGCCGAAGGCGUGGGAUGCGGUCAAGUUUGACUUUUGUCCUCCCGGGAGCAGCUACACCCGCAUCGUGUACACCAACGUGUCGUACCACGAAAGCUUUAAUCGCCCAAGCAGCGUGUAGUUUCAUUUUAUAUAGUCGAACAGUGUUUGUGGUUUUUGAUUUUCGACUUGGUAGCCAUGUUUUGCA
Molecule: messenger RNA, 1570 nt
Organism: Aphanomyces astaci
Lineage: Eukaryota; Oomycota; Saprolegniomycetes; Saprolegniales; Verrucalvaceae
Exons: 1
Coding region: 20-1504 (494 amino acids)
Biological process (GO): amino acid transmembrane transport
Cellular component (GO): vacuolar membrane
Molecular function (GO): amino acid transmembrane transporter activity
Source: RefSeq, a predicted model, not a curated record